CCAACAUGCAAAACUGAUCUUGGCAGCAGAGUGAUGGAGCGUGAAGUGUUGGUGAUACUGCUGCAGGGACUUGCGUCUGAGUUAGCUUCCCAAGGGCAGCCUGAGCAGGGCACUGCAGUAGUGAAUCCUUGUGGUUUGGAAGGUGUGGGCUGCCACAGAGAGCUGCAGCAAGAGUCACCAACAAAAGUUGGAUCCCAUGUAUUAAAGGAUGUGGACAGCAAGAUACACAAAACUGGAAAUGAAACCUUUGUUCAAGAAAUAAAACAAGAUGAUUCAAAAGAGAUUAUCGACAGUAUUAUAGAAGAAAGCCAGAAAGCACAACAACUAGAUGAUGAUUCUUUAGAUCCUAGAGGAGAAGAUCUGACUGUUCCAACUUCAGAUGCAAAUGCUUGGAUUUCUGGAGCAGGUAUCAUUAAUAGUAUUCCAGAAGUGUUAGCUACUAAAAUACCAUUACAAGAAGACCCUGGAGAACUGGUGUAUCAGAGUGUGUGCAAGGACACUGAGUUGGAGUCUGGGAAGCCUUUGUUUGCUUCUGAGAAACAGGAAACUCCUGAACUAACAAAAGUAACAAAUGCAGCUGACCAUAAAAUGGAUGAAACUGAAGCACAGAAAGAAACAUCCAAAAAUGAGGACUUAACAGACAAGAAAGAGGCCAGUACUUUAGAACAAGUGGCUUCAGAUUUGUCGACCAAAGACCUUUGUACAACAGAAGAAAUGCCUCCAGCAAAGCCCCCCCGGCAGCUCACUGUAGAGCCUGACAUAGUCGCCAGCACAAAGAAGCCUCCUGCCCGGCCAGCCCCGCCACCACGGAAGAAGAAGAGCGAGCUAGAUUUUGAAGUGCAAAAGCCUGGCUUAGAAGUUUCUCGAGAGCACUUCUCAGCUGGUGAUCUUCUAACUCCAAGUACAGUGGCAGAGGGAGUGCCCAAAGAUUCUCAGCCUUCUUUGGACCUGGCAAGUGCAACUAGUGGAGAUAAAAUAGUCACCGCACAGGAAAAUGGAAAAGCAGCCGAUGGCCAAACAGCAAAUGAAGUACUUGGACCACAAAGACCCAGGUCUAAUUCUGGAAGAGAGCUCACAGAUGAGGAAAUUCUAGCCAGUGUAAUGAUAAAAAACCUCGAUACAGGUGAAGAAAUACCCCUGAGUUUGGCAGAAGAGAAGUUGCCAACAGGCAUCAAUCCUCUAACCUUGCAUAUCAUGAGGAGAACUAAAGAAUAUGUCAGUAACGAUGCAGCGCAGUCUGAUGAUGAAGACAAAAUGCAGACCCAGCAAACGGACUCUGAUGGAGGGAGGUUAAAACAGAAAACGACCCAGCUGAAGAAGUUCCUUGGCAAGUCUGUAAAGCGAGCAAAGCACCUUGCUGAGGAGUACGGCGAACGCGCUGUCAACAAAGUGAAGAGUGUUCGAGAUGAAGUCUUCCAUACAGAUCAAGACGAUCCCUCUUCCAGUGAUGAUGAAGGGAUGCCAUAUACAAGACCUGUUAAGUUCAAAGCAGCACAUGGCUUCAAGGGACCUUAUGAUUUUGAACAGAUUAAAGUUGUUCAGGAUCUCAGUGGAGAGCACAUGGGUGCUGUCUGGACAAUGAAGUUUUCUCACUGUGGUCGAUUACUUGCAUCUGCAGGACAGGACAACGUAGUAAGAAUAUGGGUUUUAAAGAAUGCUUUUGACUAUUUCAACAACAUGCGGAUGAAGUACAAUACAGAAGGCCGUGUCUCUCCCUCUCCAUCUCAAGAGAGUCUGAAUUCUUCCAAGUCUGAUACCGAUGCAGGGAUUUGCAGUGGAGUUGAUGAAGACCCAGAUGAUAAAAACGCCCCAUUUCGCCAGCGGCCAUUUUGCAAAUACAAAGGGCAUACAGCAGAUCUUCUUGAUCUUUCCUGGUCUAAAAAUUACUUCUUGCUUUCUUCUUCUAUGGACAAAACUGUGAGAUUAUGGCACAUAUCAAGAAGAGAAUGUCUCUGCUGUUUCCAGCAUAUAGACUUUGUCACUGCUAUAGCAUUCCAUCCAAGGGAUGAUAGGUACUUCUUAAGUGGUUCAUUGGAUGGGAAGCUCCGGCUCUGGAACAUUCCUGACAAGAAGGUGGCAUUAUGGAAUGAAGUAGAUGGGCAGACAAAAUUGAUUACAGCUGCCAACUUCUGCCAGAAUGGCAAAUACGCAGUCAUAGGCACAUACGAUGGGAGAUGCAUCUUCUAUGACACUGAGCACUUGAAGUACCACACACAAAUACAUGUCCGUUCUACCAGAGGCCGAAACAGAGUUGGAAGGAAAAUUACUGGCAUUGAACCCUUGCCUGGGGAAAAUAAGAUACUAGUGACAUCAAACGAUUCCAGGAUCAGAUUGUAUGACCUGAGAGAUCUGUCUUUGUCUAUGAAAUACAAAGGUUAUGUCAACAGCAGCAGCCAAAUCAAAGCUAGCUUUAGCCAUGACUUUACCUACAUCGUAAGUGGUUCAGAAGAUAAAUAUGUGUAUAUCUGGAGUACAUACCAUGACUUGAGCAAGUUCACAUCUGUAAGGAGAGACCGUAAUGACUUCUGGGAAGGCAUUAAAGCUCACAAUGCAGUGGUCACAUCAGCGAUUUUUGCUCCCAAUCCUGGGUUGAUGGUGUCACUGGAAACUUCAGAAAAGCAAGAAGCCGAAAGUAAGGGAGAAGAUUCUGAAACGUCAGACACCAUACCCUCUGGAGCUUUGAAGACAGAUCACACAGAAGUGCUUUUAUCAGCCGACUUCACUGGAGCAAUCAAAGUCUUCAUUAACAAAAAGAAAUAUGUAUCUUAGUUGUUCUGCAAGUGACAGCACAAAGCUAUGGUACUGUGGGAUUCACCCCCCGAAAUAACGCGGGCGAAGCAGAGUAUCUAAUAUAAUAAUGUUACAGGCUGAUUUCUUUUUAAAUCUUUCUUUUAAGGCUACUCAAAUAUUGGGUCCUGGGAAAGCAGCGUCUGCCUUUAACACCUGGGCUUUGUAGAAUAGAGAGGAAUGUCUGAGAAUAAUUCUGCCAAACUUCAGACUCUAAACUUCCU
Molecule: messenger RNA, 3011 nt
Organism: Nestor notabilis (Kea)
Lineage: Eukaryota; Metazoa; Chordata; Aves; Psittaciformes; Psittacidae
Gene: WDR44
Product: WD repeat domain 44
Exons: 21
Molecular function (GO): protein binding
Source: RefSeq, a predicted model, not a curated record